AUGGGCAAGACCGUCGGAAGAGAAACUCCUUGCGAUGUGAGCGGAGGAGAGCUGACAAAUGGUUACCCGGGUAUACAACAUGCUAUCGGUCACAUCGAGCCAGCGCUUUUCUGUAAGCGAGGGCCUGAAGGCAACCGACGACUGGGGACACUUAAGUCUGUCGCAAGAUUGCAGUUUAACUUCCGGAUCAUCUUUGACGGUGACGAGAAUGACAGAGUCGUAGGCCGGAGAUCUGCUAAGAAAGCUCACUCUAUCAAUGAGAAGUUCCACGGCGGUUACGAGAGUUUUGAAGAUGACGAGUGCACAGGUCGACCACCCGUUGUUGGCGACAACCAUUUGGUAGCUUUAGACGGAGCCGAUCCAUAUUAG
Messenger RNA from Haemonchus placei, 369 nucleotides. NCBI's taxonomy places the organism in Eukaryota, Metazoa, Nematoda, Chromadorea, Rhabditida, Trichostrongylidae. The record is from the annotation of a GenBank genome assembly.